Tetrahymena thermophila SB210 is the source of this 1629-nucleotide messenger RNA. RefSeq lists its product as hypothetical. The transcript has a single exon. Lineage: Eukaryota; Ciliophora; Oligohymenophorea; Hymenostomatida; Tetrahymenidae. The record is from RefSeq and is a predicted model, not a curated record.
AUGUAAAAAUGUUAAACACAGAUAAAUCAAAGAGAAUGCUAGAAUGGCUAGAUAAUUUCUUAAACUUAAUACUAGCAACUACAUUUAUAAGAUGUUCAUACAGAAAAAAUUGCUAAUACUAAUAUAAACGAUGUUAAUCCUUAUGAACAUUAUUACCUCUAAAAUAAGUCUAAAAAGGAAGAAUAUAAAGACUAUUGUGAAGUAUAAAUGAAUUAAUUAGAUCAUUUAGCUAUAAGUGAAUAAAGGCAAUUACGUUGCUCUUUUUCUACAGAGCUAACUGAUAGAAAUGGAAUCGAUAGAAAUCGUUUCGAAAUAGUUAGUCGUAUUAGAAGUAAAACCUUCUAAACAAAUGAAACUCAAAUAUAAGAAGAAUUAUAUUAUGAUGAUGAAGAAGAAAUAAUUUAGAGCCGUUUAAAUUCUUAGUGUUGUAGUUAAAUUGAUUUGUGUUAAAAUUUAAACUCAAGCAACUUCUAAUAAGAAUAAUAAAGAGAUAUUGAAUCGCCAUAAUAGAGUAGUUAAUAAAAUGUAAUUUAAUCUUAUUAGAAAAAAUAGCUGAUAAAUAGCAACCUUUUUCUUGAAAACCUCAAAUAAGAAUUUCUUAAAUUUUAUGAUUUUAAAGAUGAAAAAAAAAUAGCCCAUUAAAUUUAUAAUGACCUAAAUUCAAAAGUAAAUGAGAAAAAUUCGAGAGAAUUUACUUAAAAAAGUUCAUUGUACUUUAAUUAAUAGUUAGAUAAUCAACUCUUUACGUUUAAAUAAUGCGUUUAUGCAAAUUUGAACAGUGAUAUUAGCAAAUAAUUUGCAAAUUACUGUGGGUAGAGUAAUUUAAAUAAUAUUACUUAAAAUAAAUAAGGAAUAUUAAAUGCGUAAUUAAAUAAUAGUAAUAUUAAUCGAGAUGAUGAUAACAUUUAAAUUAACAAUAAUAAUAACACAUCCUAACAUUAAGAUUAAUUUGUAAACUCCAAUUAGUAAUGUGCUUCUUAUAGUCUAUUUCAAGAUUUUUUUUGUUUAAAACCAAAAUCUGUUUCUUUUCUAACAAAUUUUGAUUUUACAGAUAUAAGGCAAAAUUAACCAAAAAAGUCUGCUAAAAAAAAGAGUAAGAAAGAAAAUUCCUCUUAUGUCAAGAAUUCUUAAUUUCAUAACCUAAAUAAAUUAUUUAUGUACAAUAUUUUGGGCAUGUUUAGAGUAGAUGCUCUAAAUAAUCUUAAUCUUUCUGAAAUCAUAAUUAAAGAGUUAAUAAAGAUAAUUUAAAGGCUUAAAAUUUCUAGCAAAAGGAAACACAAAAAACAAAGUCAAGGAUUUUAUAACUAUUUCACACACAGCCAUUAUAACAUCCUUUUCUUAAAAAUAAAUGAAAAAAAUAUAUACUAAAUUAAGGAAAGUCCUCUUGAUAUAGAUUUACACCAAUAAUGCUUUAAUAUUAAUUUGAGUAAAAAUGUUUCAGAAACAGAAAUAGCUUAUAUGAAUUUGAUGAAGGAAAUUAAUUUUUAGAUUUUCAUGGCUAACAUAAGAGAAAAUUAGUUGAUUGACGAUGGAACUGAAUCUAAAUAAAAUAUAAGAAGCAAAUACACAUUGAGAGCAAUUAAUGGUAUUAAAAAAAUAGCAAAAGGAAAUUUUAUAAAAAAGUUUUGA